AGACACGUGAAGGUCGGUGAGUUGGUGCGGAGUUGGUCUCGGCACGCGUGGUCGCGCUGGGAUGGAUUCCUCCUCGUCUUCCUCUGCGGCGGGUCUGGGUACUGUGGACCCACAGUUGCAGCAUUUCAUCGAGGUGGAGACGCAGAAGCAGCGCUUUCAGCAGCUGGUGCACCAAAUGACUGAACUUUGUUGGGAGAAGUGCAUGGACAAGCCUGGGCCAAAGUUGGACAGUCGGGCUGAGGCCUGUUUUGUGAACUGCGUUGAGCGCUUCAUUGAUACAAGCCAAUUCAUCUUGAAUCGACUGGAACAGACCCAGAAAUCCAAGCCAGUCUUCUCAGAAAGCCUUUCUGACUGAUCUCAGCAUUACCUCUUUGGAAAAGGAAGGUAGAUCAACAAAUGAAGAGCUGUUGAUGGGAUGAUUGAAGAAAAGGCUACCAGGGGAUUGGCUGCCACCUUUUUUCACUUUGGGGACAUCCUGUCAUCUGAGAAUGAACAAAGACCAUUUUGUGUGUGUGUGGUUUGAGGGUCAUAUGUGUAUUUGGUUGUGUUUUUUAAUGCUGGUAUUGUGAAAAUAAUUGACAGAUGAAUGGAAAACUCUACCAGAUGCAUAUUACUGUAUGUGGGACUAUGAUUUUCUCAAAGUCCCAUUAACUGCUUCCUAUAAUUUGAGAGUGGAACUGCUUUCUGUAAUUUGAUAGUGGGACCACAUAGGUAAAAAUCUGUCAUUUGUGUGGAUUCCUUUUCGUAUCUCUGGGAAGAUCGAUACUCAUAUUUGUGUCAGAAAGGACAGCCGUGGGAGGGGGAAGAGUAAUUUGGUACUGUAACUGCAUGCCUCCUUAUCUAGUGUUCAAUUAUCAGUGCUGGGAAAAAAAUCUAUGGAGCAUUCAGACUGUACACUUCACUUUCUAGAUUAUCUCCCUCCCCUAUACUAUGAUUUACUUACAGACCUACAUAAAGUAUGGUCUCUGGAGGCAGUACAGGCAGCCUGAGAGCCUGGAGGCCUUUAGUUGUAAAGGAAUCAAGCCAGUAAACAUAAUUCACAUUACUAGAUUGCCACAAGGAAGAAGUUAAUCUCCCCUGUAUUUCAGGGUACAGAAAAUUCAAAGAUGUGCCUAAAUUAGUCAUAAAGAUUUCGGCCAGUCAAAACCUAACAGCAGUUUCAGGUAGAGGUGCAUGCCUAACGUUAAUCAGUAUAGAUUCCAUUUACUGCAUUCUUUUGAUCACUGAAAUAAAAGCUUCUCCAAGAUUCAGCUCUGUGAUGGAGAAGGAUUCCUAUUUUGGUUAUCACCUGCAACCCGGAGAGAUUUAGUGUGGGCUGGUUAUAAGGCUGAAAUUUAGUCAGUCUGGGGGCCUGGUCUGUGUAAGGCAUAGCACAGUAUUUCAUGGAUCCCUGACCAUUUUAUGAGAAAAAAAAACAAAACAAAACCUUGAGAUGAGAUGGGGAGGGAAGGAAGUCAAUGCUGACAGUUAAGCCCCUGAGUGCAGUAAAGAGAUUAUAUUGACUGGAUUCCCCUCCUCUUACUUCAAAUCCUAGUAGACUGGAGUAUAGACGUAAAGUGAAACCACUUGUUUGGAGCCUCUAGAGCAGAUUCUUGAAAGCUGGGGAAAUAAACAUUUCCAGAAGUCUCAAGUCCUUCUUUAGCUUUUUGCCAUAUAAGCCCAACAAGAAUUUUUUUAAAAUCAUGAUGAUGAAAACACAAUUCAACGAACAUUUGAGUGCUUACUCUGUGCCAGGCACUGUUUUUGGUGCCGGGGAUUCAGCAGUACACAAAGUCUCCGUCCUUAGCCUCUCCUCCCCUUGUGAGCAGAAAUGGCAAUAGACGUAAAUAUGUCAAUACAAUAAAUGCUAUGCAGAAAAAGCAGAGUAAAGAUACUAGGGAAUGUAUGUGUGAGGUGGUUAUUUUAUAUAAGAUGGUUAGAGGCAGCCGCCUUGGGAAGGUGGCAUUUCAACAGAAACCUGAAGGAAUCAACUGACCAAGCCACGUGGGUAUCUAGGAGAAGAACAUCUCAGGCAGAGGUGACAGCACAUCCAAAGGCCCCAAGGUGGGAGCUGUAUGCCCUGUAGAACAGCCAAAAGGUCUUUAUGGCUGGAGUAAAGUAAGGAGAAUGGUAAGAAAUGAGGUCAGAGAAAUGUAGUAAUAAAAACAAUGGCAUUUUGAAGCCCAGAGAAAUCUGGUUUUUGUUUUUUAGCUGGCAUAUACCUUGUAUCUAUAUGCCUUUGUUAAUUUCUUCCCUCCAAAAUUUAAUGUAGUCAUGUAAAAUUUCAAGUCAUGAAGGAAGGCUCUUGAGUCUUUUCCUUCUUACUGAUUUAACUUCAUUUAGUAUUAAAGCAUUCUCGUUACAUUUAGACACAAACUGAAAUGUCUUCUUUUACAGUAUCAUUGCUUGCUGAGCUAAUACACACAAUGAGAAACACUCUAUCACAUUCAGGCAGUAUGUUUGAGCACCAAACAUUUGCCUCUGUCCUCAGAAGGUUAUUAACUACCAGAACAACCACUUGGAUUUUUGUUUUAUCAAUCUCAAAUUAGUUUUCA
Molecule: messenger RNA, 2534 nt
Organism: Trichechus manatus latirostris (Florida manatee)
Lineage: Eukaryota; Metazoa; Chordata; Mammalia; Sirenia; Trichechidae
Gene: TIMM8A
Product: translocase of inner mitochondrial membrane 8A
Exons: 2
Coding region: 62-355 (97 amino acids)
Source: RefSeq, a predicted model, not a curated record